Molecule: messenger RNA, 709 nt
Organism: Aspergillus japonicus CBS 114.51
Lineage: Eukaryota; Fungi; Ascomycota; Eurotiomycetes; Eurotiales; Aspergillaceae
Exons: 1
Coding region: 1-576 (191 amino acids)
Source: RefSeq, a predicted model, not a curated record
AUGGCUAGUACCUCCCACCACCCGGAGGUCACUAGCCCCUGCCCCUCGUCCCAAUCCCUUGCGCCUCCCCCUCCCCCUCCCCCACCCCAACCCACCCUCUCCGACCUAAAGCACGGAACCACCACCUCCCCAACCCUGUGGUACCGCAUCCACGUCCUCCUGCACGACCUGUGCAACGUCAACCAUCCCGCCUCGUCAAAGCGGCUGGGCAAGACGGCCGACCCGCACUACAUCGGCAAGCCCUACUUCACCUGGGACGAGGCGCAGCGGAUCAAGCGCACCGUCGGGGGCCCCGGGGGCCGGACGGUGGAGCAGCUGAUCGAGGAGCGGGUCCGCGAGAAGCUCGAGCGGCUCCACCGCAAGAAGCGGCCGGUGGAGGGGGCGGAUGAGCUCCGGGUCUCCGCGGCGCAUGACCUCGCGCCCAUCAUCGCGCGGCUGCUGCAGAUUGACCUGAAGGUGUUGGGGAAGGACGAGCAGUUUGCCAGGCUGGUCGGGGAGUAUGGGCUGUAUCCGGAAGGGGAGACUUGGGUGGGGCUGAAGAAGCGGACGUUUGGGUCGAGGAAGAAGAGGAAGUGAAUGCGGGCGGUGGUGUUGGUCCUGUGGGAGGGCGGAAGGAGGCGUGGGUGCAUGUUAUGCUGGCUUUUUCUGAGAUAUCUUGGGACUCAGAGUCGGGCCUUAGGUUUCGCCCUCUGAGCGAUGCUCAUCCGAG